AGUGCCAGGAACCUCAGACCCUUUUAUAGCUGGACAGAGGGCCCCCUGAGAGGGGCAGAGACUUGAUCAAAAUCUGACUCCUGUCUGACUUCCCCCGUCUCCCCUGCAUCGUUAUAUUUUGGGGGGUUGUUUACUGAGGGGUUCCUGACUAUGUACACUUCAGACCCAAGGCUCAGUGACCUGGUGCUAGGCCUGUUCUGCCGCCAUCUAGCUGUGUGUCUUUGGACGGAUUUAUGUCCUCCGAUUCUCAGCUUAUAAAAUGGGCUGUGUGAAUAUUAUGGUUUCUGAAACACCUGUUCAUUUUCUUUUCAUUUUCUUGAUGAAGCAGUAGGUCCUUGGAAAGAGGGUGUGCCUCAUCAAGGCCCCAGUCUUUCGCUUCCUUCAGGAGAGGUCAAACUCUCUGAAUUUUUGGUAACUGAGUCACUAACUCCCUGUGGCUACAAAUGGGCUGGGAUUUGUGGCUUGUGCUGGGCGGGCACUGAUUGAGGGUGACCCAACCUUUCAUAAUCCCUGAAAAUCUACCACCGGGGAGGCCAACACCCAGGCACCACUUCCUUCUGGAGCCCACUGUGGGGUCUGCAAAUGUAUACAUACUCUCAGGGUGUAGACCCUAGGUGAUUCUGUGACAAGUGUGAAAAAUAUACCCAGGAAUUGGAAGAGGUGCAACAACCAUAGAAAUACCCCAGGUUUCUGCACUGCCAUAGACCAUCCCCUUCCCCCAGGCCUCUCUGCUCCCCGACCAUGCUUCAGCGCCUCACCAGCCUCUUCUUCAGUCCCCCACCACCUGCUGCUGAGGACCCCGACUGCCCCCAAGCCUUCGUCUCCGAGGAGGAUGAAGUGGAUGGCUGGCUCAUCAUUGACCUGCCCGACAGCUUCACAGCUCCACCCAGACCCGGGGCCGCCACUGCCCCGGCAGGCCGCCCUCCGCCCGCACCCUCCUUGAUGGAUGAAAGCUGGUUUGUUACCCCUCCGGCCUGUUUUACUGCAGAGGGGCCUGGACUCGGGCCUGCUCGCCUCCAGAGCAGCCCCCUGGAGGACCUCCUCAUCGAGCACCCCAGCAUGUCCGUUUAUGUGACCGGCAGCACCAUAGUGCUGGAGCCUGGCCCUCCCUCCCCGCAUCCAGAAGACGACGACGCUGCCCAGCCGGACCGAGACUCUAGCGACGGGGAGCUGGCGCCUCCUCGCCGCGAACCCCGGGCCCUGCACCACGCCGCCCCUCUGCCCGCGCGGGCUGCGCUGCUGGAGAAGGCGGGCCAGGCAAGGCGGCUGCAGCGGGCCCGGCAGCGGGCUGAGCGCCACGCGCUGAGCGCCAAGGUGGUGCAGCGGCAGAACCGCGCUCGCGAGAGCCGUCCACGCCGGCCCAAGCACCAGGGCAGCUUUGUCUACCAGCCCUGCCAGCGCCAGUUCAACUACUGAGUUCCACUGGCCGUGCUGCAAGCCCCUCGCUGACUCCCGACCCCAUCCAGCCCCUCCGCCGCAGCCAGAUCGAGGGGGCGCCUGCAGCCCACCUCGGACUGGACACCACAGCCUCCCUUCUUAAGUGUGUGAGGUGGGCUGAUCGCCUCUCUCUCCCACUCCUACUUCCCUUUCUCUGAUCCUCUAUUCUGCCUCUGAACACACCCCUCACCCCGCUCAGUAACCGCCCCCCACCCCCCCCCCACCCCAGCCCCGCUCCGUUCACCCUCUCACCUUCUGGCCCCUUCUGGCAUCUAAUCCUCCAUCUCCCCCACUGACAGUCGGUCUUUCCUUCUCUGGUUCCCCUUCUGGAUCUUUGCUCUGACACUCUCCAUCCCCGUCUCUCCAGUCCUCUAUAUCCGGCUCACUCCUGUUUCUGAGAGUGUCUUCUUCCAGUCUCGAAUCUGGCUCAUUUCCUACCUUCAGCUCUCACUUUACAAGCCUCGCUCUAUCUAAUGUUUGGACCUGCAUUCACUCCUGCCCCCUUAUUAAUUACUCAGUGAUUCUCCCAGUGAGACUAGAGGGAAGCCUUCAGUCUUCCCUCUCCUCUGGAGGCUGGGCUCCUUGGAGUUGCUCAGGCAUGGACAGGUAAGGUAUGUGGGAAGGGACUGUGAGAUGUGAGUUAGUGGGAGAAAGUGGAGGGAAUCGAGGAAAAGAGGAAACCUAUUGGAAAGGUAGUCAGGACAGACAGGUUGAGAUGCUGUAGGGAGCAGGGCACAAUAGGGGCUCGCACUGUGCUUGCUCAGAGAGGCCGUCUUGCUCUCAAGCUGGAGCCCGGAGUCUACGCCCUCAUCCCUUUUCUGUAAUUCACCUCCCAAAUCUCUUCCCGAAAUCAAACCCUCUGCAGAUCCCUGUCUGAAGGGCUUAGUUAGUACCUUGCUGCCCUUACCUGCAACAUGUCAACUUAGCAGUAAAGGCUGGGCAAAGCCCUGCCAUCCUAGAUAUCUGUUCAUAUGCCCAAGGUGCUAGAACUAGUUUAGGAGAGAUGCAGGCUGGAGGGAUUCUAGGCAGGGGAAGGACACACCCCAGAAUAAGAACGCAGAAUGGUAAUGCUGGGGAGGACAAGCUGUGGGGUGAAGCCAUCCCCAAAAUGGCAGCUCAGCCUUUAUCUUGCCUCUGGCCUGGUAUUUCACACUCUGCCAGGAUGGCUAAUGGUAGGAGGCCAGGAGCCCCACUGCCCCAAUCCCCAUAGUCCCUACCCAGGUUCAGGGCCUUUAGGGAGGGCUCUCUCCAUUUCUAGGCUGCUGGGGAGAAAUAGGUACCCUAUGGUUUCCUCUUGCCUUCUCCUCCGCUAAGUACCUGGGAGAGGGAACCUGGAUACCUGAUGAGACACAGGGGAUAGGGCAGUCAGCUUUCUCCUUCUCACAGCAGGAUUGAAUUUUGGGCUCAGACACCAGCAAUAGCCUCUUGGGAUGCCCCGAGUUGCUUCUCCUUUCCUCUUUCUGUCCUUUUCUAGUGUGUGCUCUUUCUUCCUUGAAACUUUUAAUAUUUCCUGUUACAUACUAACAUAGGUCUUCCCCCUCACUCCAGUUCUAGGUUUCUAGGCCUCGUGGCCAAGCUGAAGUUUAGAGAAACCUCUGCAGUGCCAUGAGGGCAAAGGCAGCUGUCCUCCCUGACUUGCUAACCCUAGGCCUCAUGGCAGGGUAUAUGGAUAAGGGAGAGGGUAGCCCUACAGAUGUUGGGAUGGGGACAGACAAAGCCCUGUUGGGGUCUCUUACCCAAGGAAUAGGCCACAUUUAUAAUAUAAAAGCAGUUCAAAGUCCCCAUACUGGUCCACUAGGGCUCCAGUAGUUGACAGCUUUGCUCCUCUCCCCAAGGUUCUCCUUCAGUUACAACCUAGUCUCUUUGAUUCUUCCAGCUACUCCUUGGUUACAUCACAGCCAGCUUAGGGUCUUCAGCACUUCAAAGAGCUGAAACUCCCUCCGGCGCUUCUUGCCUACUCUUUCGCUGCCGGCUGGAGCUUAGGCUCAGUUCUGGGCAGUGCUGUUCACAACCCUUCUGUGGGGGAAAAGUGAGUUAGAGCAUUUGGCUCCAGUUUUGGAAGGUCCCUACCUUACCCAUAAUUCUAAAGGCUCCUGUAGUUCUAGAACCCUCCAAUAUCAUCACCUAGCUGGUUUUUACUUUUCCUAUAGAUUUCUGUAGCAUUUGAGUGUGGCAAUAUUUUAAUUGUGUAUAGAUCUCUAAGAACCAACACUAGUUGGUCUCCUGUUAGUCUGACUCCUGAAGCAUCAGACCUUAUCAUACUGUACUGACUGUGUAUGUGCCUUUCACCUUGAGCAUGCUUCAGGAUUUUUUUUUUUAAACCACGGAACUUGAAUACAUGAGGGAACCAGAACUCACAAAGUCCUAUGCAACCUCAGACAGGAGGAGGUUAGAGAGUCUGUCCUUAUGGAUGUUUUCAGAGACCCUGGAGAAAUCUGUUCCAGACUGUAUUACUUAAUGUCAGCACUACCAGCGCUUUGCCAAAACUCAGUACGUGAGAGGGACCUGUUUCUAGAGUGUGUCCCAGUUACAUUAAAGGACAACUUCCACUAAUUCCCCAAUACAUCUGAGUAAUUCCCCCAAUACAGCCCUCUUCAAGCUGGGUGUCAUUUCCAGCUUUUGCCAGUCUGGCCCCAUCAGGGUACCACGUGUGUAUGAAUGCAGUGUGCUGCUGUUUUGGAGUAUGCUUGCUCCCUUACCCCUGUCUGGAACCCUGGUAGUCUGCUCUGAUACCUAAUGUCAGAUGCAAUGAGGACCCCACCAGAGCUCCCGGAUGACUCCUCAGAUCCAUGUGGCUUUCUGUGAGGGGACUGAAGGCAGACUUAACACGGCCCCUUGUAUCUUUCCUCUUGCCCUGCCCCCCUGGUUCCAGGUGGAGCCAGUAAGAUGAGUGUAUCCCUCUUGGGUGUUUUGUGUCGAGACCGGCUGAAAAGAGGAGACUCUGGUUGACCAUGUUGUGACAUGUUGACAGACUCGAGGACACAACCACCUCAGCCUGGUCAUGUGGCAUGCCUGUGGAUGUGUGUAACAGGAUUCUGAUUGUUAGAUUGUAAUGUUAUUCCUCUAUGGGAGAAAAAGUUAAUAUAAAGAAAAACAAAUAAAAAUCUAUUUAAAGCA
This is a messenger RNA of Odocoileus virginianus texanus, 4554 nucleotides long. The record is from RefSeq and is a predicted model, not a curated record. Lineage: Eukaryota; Metazoa; Chordata; Mammalia; Artiodactyla; Cervidae.